Messenger RNA from Pseudopipra pipra, 806 nucleotides. RefSeq lists its product as uncharacterized. The record is from RefSeq and is a predicted model, not a curated record. Lineage: Eukaryota; Metazoa; Chordata; Aves; Passeriformes; Pipridae.
AUGACCUUCUACUUGUCUACAUUUCCUCAGCAUGGGAAAGACGUGGACCUGUUAAAGCAGGUCCAGAGGAGGGUCACAAAGAUUAUCAGACGGCUGGAGCACGUCUCCUACGAAGACAGGCUGAGAGAGUUUGGGUUGUUCAGCCUAGAGAAGACAAAUCUCUGGGGAGACCUUAGAACAGCCUUCCAGUAUCUAAAGAGGGCCUAUAAGAAAGAUGGGCAGGAACAGUGUGGCCAGCAGGAGCAGGGAAGUGAUCCUUCCCCUGUACUCUGCAUUGGUGAGGCCACACCUUGAGUAUUGUGUUCAGCUCUGGGCCCUCAGUUCAGGAAGUAUACUGAGAUGCUGGAGCGGGUCCAGAGAAGAGCAACGAGGCUGGUGAAGGGACUUGAGCACAAGUCCUAUGAGGAGAGGCUGAGGGAGCUGGGGUUGUUUAGUCUGGAGAAGAGAAGGCUUAGAGACGACCUCAUCACUCUCUUCAACUACCUGAAGGGAGGUUAUAGCCAGGCGGGGGUUGGUCUCUUCUCCCAGGCAACCAACAAUAGGACAAGGGGACAUGGGCUCAAGCUCUGCCAGGGGAGGUUUAGGUUAGAUGGUAGGAAGAAAUUCUUUACAGAGAGGGUUAUCAGGCAUUGGAACGGCCUACCCAGAGAGGUGGUGGAUUCACCAUCCCUGGAGGUUUUUAAAAAGAGAUUGGACGUGGCCCUUAGUGCCAUGAUAUAGUAAUUGGAGUUGGAUCAAGGGGUUGGACUUGAUGAUCUUGGAGGUCUUUUCCAACCUAAUCUAUUCUAUGAUUCUAUGAUUCUAUG